AUGAACCUCGCCUUGUGGGCUUUGACUGCAGCCCGAAAAGGCAGGAAAAAACAGAUGGUUCCUGGGUCCUCGGGUCAUAUUGUGGAGGAGACUGCGUCCAACCUACGAACCACAAAGGAAGCCAAAGAGCUGAUACUUCUCCUGGUCGAGAAAAGCGUUUCAAGUCUGAAUUGUAUUAUCGACGCCAUCAACAAUGAUGCUUCGUACGAAGAUUUGCUGAGCUUGGUCCAGCUGUCACAGCCUCCCCCGGAUUCUCCCAUAGAAGAUUCAUUCAGAAGCACUUCUUCGGUAUCUCGCUCGGAGUGGGACUCACAAGAGCCUUCUUCAAAGCCAGAACUAUUACUACAACACAGCGAGAAGAUUACCAGCUCUUCUGCACCGCCCGCUUCCGAUCCUAUAUUACAUGGUCUCCCUGCAGAUGACCCUGAAUCUCCUUUGCCUGGCCCAGCUUUCAAGCCCCCAUCGACUGAUUCAACCGAAUCUUGUCUGGCAGAUUCACGCGAGCAUAUGCGAGAUCUGCGGGUCUUCCUGCCCAGGAAUGAGACGCUGUCUAGUAAAAUAAAGGUAAAGGUGGAAACAUCGAAUGACCGCAGUUUCUUGGAAGACACGGCUUCGGCCCCGCCCUUGGGUUUACCUGAUCCAAUCAAUCCUCUAGCAGAAAACAUACAUGGGCUCGCCGAUGCCCCCAUUCAAAAUGAUGCGACCAUUAGGCCAUCGCAUGUUGGCGCCAAUGAACUGCAUUGGGGAGCUAAAAUGUCAACAAAGAACAUCGCUUCAGCUUCAAAACUGAACGUCAGCUUGAACGACCCUAGCUCAUUCUCUCCUAUAAAAAUAGUGAAUGGCCGUGUUGCUUCUUUCACCGCUCCUGAUGUUGAUGUAUCGUCGAAUCCCCUUUCACUGGCUGUGAAUUCCAAAUAUAGCGCAGAAGAACCUUCAGCCAAAAUUACAAAAACUAAUGACACAAAUGGGAGCGACGAUGGCGCUGAUAAUUCAUUUCAAGCCAUCAGCACUGCAAUUCGAAAGAGUUUUGCUGGCAAAACCUCUAUGGGCCUUCAUCCUGGUCUCUCGAGUCUGCACAAUGAUGUUCAAUCUGACAUCUUAGCUUCUCAUACUCUGUUCACGGGAAAUGAUCAAAAGAAUUCUAAUUACGUGCUGAGGUCCUUACCAAAGCCUGACGCCAGUAUAAAAAAUGUCAAGGUCAAGAUGGAACCCGAUCCAGACUCUGUCAAAGCCCCCCCAAAAGUUGAAUCCUCUAAUUCAAGAUCUAGAUCAAACACAUCCUCCUACACUGGAAUUGUCUUUGUGAGUUUGCCGAACAAAGAGCCUAUAAAAAUACACCCUACAACUCAAGCCGGAGCAGGGGAAACCGAAAGGAGAAAAGAAAAUUCAUUGGCAAGCAAUGUUCACUUCUCGCAAAGUAUACAUACCGCAGAUCAAACCAACCAGCCUCUGGAACCUCAUCCUCGGAAAACUAAAUGCCGUGGCGAAGACUCACAGAAUGAAUCGAAUCAGGCGAAGCCACCAGCCCCAGUUCCAAAUUUGUUUUCGAAGAAAGUGUUUUCUAAUAUCCUUCCUCCACCCAAAAAAGUGAGCAAGAGUCCUGUGAAAUCCAUGAGGCUUUCGCCAACAAAAUUUCCUUCCCAUCGACUACCGGAUCGCCUCUCCACUCGAACCACCAAUGCUGGCUCUCCUAUCAAGCGAGAAAUAGCAUCGAAGCCUCCUUUCAUUGGAAGGUCUCCAGUGAAAUCUCGAGUUGCCGAACCUCUAUCUCGCUUAACUGCCUCAUCUUCCGUUUCCAGCUCUAGAUCCCCAACAAAUUAUAGUCAUAAAUCUGACCGCGGGAGCAUCAGAGGCUCCAUGACAAAUGUGUCGAUUCACCAAGCUCAGAACCUCGCUAAAUACCGGUCUCAGCAGGAGAUUUUCCCGCCCUCAGGCCCAGAAAAAGAUGGUAAAUCGUUUUCAUCGGAUAAAGACUUUCUAAAAAAUAGAUUUCUGACGACAGCCUUGCUCCCCAAUAACACCAGGCGAUUGCGGAAACUGGUGCACCCUGAUAACGUCCAAUCCCAUAUUCCGAAAGCUUUGGUUGAGUCUCAUGCUGGACCAUUGAAGCUCACCAGUCAUUUUAGAGAUCUAAAAUCUGCAGUCAGACCAGAACUUGAGCCCAAGCCGGAAUUGUUCCCGCAUCUCCAAUCCACGAGCGAUCCGAGGCUUGCUCUUAAAAAAGAUUUUCUGAGCCCAGAGAAAAGGGAAGUAACGAAAGUAGACAGAUCACAGGCACUUCUCAAAAAAGUAAGAACACCUUCGAUUGGUAUACCAAGCACUCACAACACAUCCAAAAAAAGAGCCAUUGGGAACGCGGUCCCUUUGCCUGAUGCCGCUCGUGGAAAGUUUAGGAAGGAAAGCACGACAAAACCCUUUCCUAGAGAUGUUAGAGGCUCCAGAACGCCAUCGAAAUUUCCCUCUGUUAACCCACGUGCUCGUGUUCUCCAUGGCUUACAUCCAGAAACACUGCCUGAUUCACUCCCAGAUAUCCCUUCUGAUGAUGAUUUAUUACGUGACACAAAGCAUGUCAAAAGCUGGGCUGGAACCCCAGAAAUUUUGCGAGCUAUGAACGAAAAGCUGAACUUAGAUCCUAAGGCAGUAUUUGGCGAGUGUACAGACUUAGAUAUGGAAGAUGUCUUUAGAUCCGUUAAGAGCCGGUCAGACAGAGUUCCCCUGCGAACUAUGUGA
Molecule: messenger RNA, 2730 nt
Organism: Metschnikowia bicuspidata var. bicuspidata NRRL YB-4993
Lineage: Eukaryota; Fungi; Ascomycota; Pichiomycetes; Serinales; Metschnikowiaceae
Exons: 1
Coding region: 1-2730 (909 amino acids)
Source: RefSeq, a predicted model, not a curated record